AUGAUUCUACAGUUCGCGUUGUUCCAAAAUUUCAAUGAUAUAAAGUUGGUAUUUAAAUGGCUUGAUCCGGAAGGUUUAAGUAGGGACAAACUUGAAGAAAAGACAUAUGCCGCCAACUGCUCGGAUAUAACAGUGGAGCGUAUUUGGAGCUAUAUGGAUAUAUUUGUGCUUGGUCACUUUUUAGGAUGGGCAAUGAAAGCAUUACUUAUAAGACAUUCAAUCAUUUGUUGGUAUAUUAGUAUUGCUUGGGAAGUGACUGAGUAUUUCUUCGCCCAUCUUCUGCCAAAUUUCGAAGAAUGUUGGUGGGAUGCGAUUAUAUUAGAUAUACUGUUGUGUAAUGGAUUGGGUAUUUUGCUUGGCAUAAAGGUUGCGGAAUAUUUGGAAAUGAGAAUGUUCCAUUGGGAAAGUAUCAAGAACAUAAAAACAACACGAGGUAAGUUCAAACGUGCGAUUCUGCAGUUCACGCCAGAAAGUUGGACUAAGGUUGACUGGUUAAGUGGUAACUGGUUGACUGGUAACUGGUUACGUCGAAUAUUUGCCAUUUAUGCUUUCGUUAUGAUCUGGCUGUAUCUCGAAUCGUUAGAAUGUAUCUGCUUUGUUACCUUCCAAAGUGAUCAUAAAUGGUGUUUUGCUUAUAGACAGUUUUAUUUGUUCGCGACUGAUCCUCGUCUCAAAAGGAUGGGUAUGCAAAGCUGGGUGUAUCUGGCGCUGUGUGCUCUUGAAGCUGCUGUGUGUAUCAAAUUCGGUAGACCGAUGUUUCCGAAUGUGCAAAUCAAAAUGAUUGUUGAAUGGAUCGCGCUUUUGUUUCUUGGAACGCUUGUCUGUGUAUGGUUUUCAGUUUGGUGGGCAAAGAGAUAUGCUUUAGUGACAUCAGUACGGAAACGGAACAAGUUGAUGGGAAUAUACGUUAUUUGGAUUCGAGUUGUGAGAAUCUUGGUUUAA
This is a messenger RNA of Anisakis simplex (herring worm), 942 nucleotides long. Lineage: Eukaryota; Metazoa; Nematoda; Chromadorea; Rhabditida; Anisakidae. The record is from the annotation of a GenBank genome assembly.